This is a messenger RNA of Ophidiomyces ophidiicola, 1140 nucleotides long. RefSeq lists its product as uncharacterized. The transcript has 2 exons. Bases 1 to 1140 code for a protein of 379 amino acids. The record is from RefSeq and is a predicted model, not a curated record. Lineage: Eukaryota; Fungi; Ascomycota; Eurotiomycetes; Onygenales; Onygenaceae.
AUGACGUUUCGCGGUGUGACGCGGAGGAGGCACUAUGAUGAGGCCAGCGGCCAGAUGUUCACGGAGACCACUGUGCCUGUACGCUCGCUGCUCCCCGGGUCUGGCGCUUUGGGUCCGGCCUGGACCCAUGAGUCGCCUUUCUUGAUAUGGCCCCAGGCCGCGUUCCCCAGCCAGGGCGUUAAUUCUCUGAAGACGAUAGCUGCAAAGCAGGUCCUGGCUGACCAGCGGCAGCUGACGGUUGAGCAUUUCGCCCAGGUCCCUUGGUCGUUUGCAAAAUAUUUGGUCAAAUGCUUGGACGAUAGUGAAUCCAUGACUCUCCAUAUGUGGAAGAUAUUUGCUGCUGUCUAUCCGCAGGAGUGGAAACAGGAACGAAGAGUCUAUAGAUUUUGGCCAAGGUCUAAGAAGAUGUCGAUGCAUGAGUAUUUCCGCCUAAUAACCUCCGAAUCCCUGGCCUGGCAGACGUCAGUUUCUGUCUCCACCGAGUUCACAAGCCUUGGUGACCUGGUCGACAUAGCGACUGUCUCCAAUCUCGUGUUUCUGGAAGUAGCCUUUCCUCGACCGAAACGACACAGGACGUAUGAUGACGGUCCUUUCGUCACCGUCACCGAUCGCUUGAUACGACGCUGGAGUGAAGCGGCGCACGCUGGCAAGGCGUUCAAGCACCUCCACAGCUUGAUUCUGGACAGCCAAAGCGAGCUGACAACUAACAUCUUUCCUUACUUGGAUAGCUUUCCUUCCCUAUCCACAUUGACUCUGAAAGGAUGCCCGAAUUUCGAUGGUCAAACCUCUCUCAAAAUAGGAACACAACACGGUUGGUGCUCUACCAUCAUCCAGCCUUAUCGACUCUCCCUCGAUAAAAAUAUCGGUAACCUGCUGCAAGAUCCCCAACCCAGGCCCGCACAAGACCUAGUCCCGACUCUGUAUUUUCGCCUGGCACGCGAAGGCACGUUUGAUCCUACCUACACAGAGAUCUACCACUUCCGUAGAGAUCGGACCAUCCCCAAUGACAAUGCAAGUGCCAGUAUAGAAACGGCUAGCUCUGAAGAAAAGAAGCCGAUUCGAUCAUUGAACACCAAACGAUCCCGAAAAAAAGACAUAUCUGGACUACUCACCGAAUUUAUGGAGCCUGGUUACAGUUGA